GCCGUGAAAAUUUUUUGAGGUGGGCAAAAUCCCAGGACCGCACGCGCUCAAGCCUUCAUUGUGUUUCGCUGUCAGUUGCAUUUAUUCCUAUAAUUCACGCCGCGCAUCCUCCAGUGCAACACACGCUUGCGCUGUAGCUUUGCAAUCCACCAGGCACACGUGUGCAGCCGUAGAUUGCAGCGCUCGCGAUCGCACAACAUGGACUUCAUCCUCAACUGCUUCCGCAAGCCCACGAAGCUCGACGCCGCGACGCUCGAGUGCCAGGACGCGAGCACGUCGGGCGCCAUCAUCGACGCGUUGAAAGGAGACGCGGGCUUCGGCAAACUAAGCACAUUUGAGGGCGACGCGAUCGUCCAGAGAGACGAGGAGGACGCCGAGAAGCUGCAAAAGGGUGUUGAUGCGUCUGUUGCCGCGGGCGUGUUGCCCAAGUUAAAUCCGCCGCCCACCUAUCAGGUGAUCGAUGUGCUGGGCAAGACGCCGGAUGACGUGUGUGAUGCGAUUUUGAAGCACAUGGGAGACGCCGCGAACAAGGGCGGCGUCGUCGUGUUAUGUGGUUUGAGCGGCACGGGCAAGGGCACGACGGUCGCGCGCUUACAAGCUCGAUUAGGCCCGGGCAAGACGAAGACCUGGUCGAACGGCGACGUGUUUCGAUCGUUAACUCUACUGGCAGCUACCUGGCGCGAAAAAAACUACAACCCGGCCUGGGACAAGGCGUUGACCCCCACACGCGUCGCGGAGUUCAUGGGCAUGCUCGAGUUCGGGAAAUUCGAGGGCUCCUGGGACAUUAGAGUGCGCGGUUUGGGCGUCGACGCGUUAGUCUCGAAGGUGAAGAAUACCACGCUAAAAGCUCCUUUGGUGGCCAAGAACAUCCCCACCGUUGCGGAAAGGACCCAGGGCGAGGUCGUGACCUUCGCCGCCGCGGCGGCCAAGAAAAUGGGCGACGACGGUUUAGUUGUGUUGCUAGAAGGAAGAGAAGCCACGGUGAACUACAUCCCGUCGCCCUACCGCUACACGCUGACCAUGAGCGACCGCGCGGUGCUCGGCCAGCGCCGCGCGGCGCAGCGCCUCGCCGCGGCGGUGCUCAAGGACGUGGGGGAGGGCGCUUCGGAAGAGGCCAUCUCGGCUUCCUUGCGAAAGAAGUUGAAUGAGUUCCUCGAGGAGGUGCCGUGAUUUGCUGUCCGCCCGUGCGGGGACAG
Pelagomonas calceolata is the source of this 1196-nucleotide messenger RNA. Lineage: Eukaryota; Pelagophyceae; Pelagomonadales; Pelagomonadaceae. The record is from the annotation of a GenBank genome assembly.